ACGAAGGGAAACGACUUUUGGUUCGAGUUAUCGGGAGGUUCGAAAAAUUGGAAUCCCACUGUAACAUAAAACUCUGAUAUUAAUGGAUGAAAAUUUAAAACUACUCUGAAGAAAAAAGCUUAGAAGAAAGACAUAAAGAACCUUUCACGUUACUCAGCGAACCUCAAGUGUUACAUACACACCCUUGCUCGAGAAGACCUCAGAUACAAUCAUACAUAUAUAGCAGCCCCACAAAGUAUAUUUAAGGCAUUAAAAAUAAAUUAACGUAAUGUUAACAACUACUCAAUUAAUGUAAAGUUCACGAAAGAUCCUACUUAUUCUACUUGAAUGAACAUGAUAUCAGGAAAUUUAUGUUAAGAACAAAAGUGGAUUUAUCAUGCACUUUAAACUCUAAACGCUAAACCAAAGUCGCUACUCAUCAAUCAGUUAAGUGAAAUGAGGAAAAAGGGAACAGGGAAAUAUGGCCGAGCGAAAUUUGGCCGCGCCCCUCGUAUAAAGCCCAAGUCAUUUUUAGUGGCCUGUGAAAAGCUAUGGACAAUCAGUAAAGGAAAACUUAAGUUAGGCUGCUCCAUUAAUCCCACACGUAGGGCAUGGUGGAGUUUUUCGGAAAAAGAAUCAAUAGGAAAGUAAUUGAAUAGUUCUUUGUUUAACAUCAAUGUUUAUACCUUUUCACUUUGUCCUUCAUUUUGAAAAAAAAAACAAAGUAACCCCCUCUCCUCUCUCCCCUCUCAUUUCUGUCCAAAUCCUUUAAAGAAGACUCUCGUGUGGCAUAAACGGAGUUUAGAUCCGAUCCUGAAGUUAUUAGCCGUUGUUGACGUCAUAUGCAAUGCACGAGGAGGAGUCUCUUUAUUAAAAUACUAACUUGGAUACACGAAAAAACUUCAUGACUCUGCAGCCGGGGUAAAUUCAAAUCCUGUUUGCGCGGCACCUUUUGAUUAGGCGGUUUACGCUGUCAUAUUAGACAUUAAAGUUUCGUGAUUUAAACUCCGACAAGAAGCAUUUUCUCAUAGGGCAUUGUUUAUUAUUAAACUCGGGUUCUUACGUUGAACACCCCGUGUUCUCACUGACUCGUCAUGAUGGACGGUUUGAUGCCACGAUCAAUUUAUUAAACCUCAUUAAAUAACAGGGUAGAAGAAAACUGAACGACUGGCAUGUUUAUCAGGCUUCGAACAGAGUUGAAAAACAAUCCACCCAGCUGUCCCUACUUCAUUUGUCGAAGCAGUGACAUUUUGAGACCCUGUUUGCUUCCAGUUUCAUCGAUGUUAAGAUAUGAAAUGAAAACAAAAAGCAAUUUGUGAUCACUUCAUUUUGUUUGGUUACACGAAAUAAGAAAGCCGAAUUAUAUUGUCAAAUAGACUGCAGACAGCUGGAACAAAGAUCUGCCAAUCAUUAAACAUGUCAUGGAAAUUCCCUAAUCGAUCAAUCUUUUCUCGCGAAUGACGGCAUCAAGCCGAACAGUUAUCUCACCUUCGCUAGAGCAUAAAUAGAGUGACGUUACUAACUGAAGAAACCAGAAGAAAACGUUUUUGUCAGCGUAAGAGCAGAAAAAGAAACUAAAAGGCGAUGUCGGAAAACGCGAAUACAACGAUGAAUAGAACACAGCCAUCGAGCUGCUCCAGCAAUCCUACAGCAGAAAAAAUUGGAGUGACCUUUGCUUACUGCUUGAUCUUCAUUUUUUCGUUGGCUGGGAACACUGUCAUCGGAAAAAUUGUCUACAAGUCGCAAACCAUGAGAAAGCCCAUCAACUUUUUCAUUGUAAACAUGGCCAUGUCAGAUCUGCUGUUUCCGAUUUUCUUGAUUCCUUGGAGGAUACAACCGCUCUAUAAAGACUCCUGGCUGAUCGGUGGUCCUCUUGGCCAGGCCUUAUGUAAGCUGGUUUCCUUCUUACCGGAAGUUUCCUCUACUGUGUCUAUUCAGAGCCUGGUUCUGAUAGCAGUGGAUCGAUUUGGAGCUGUGGUAUUUCCUCUCCGUUCUCCACUCAUCAGUUCGAAGCUGUGCCCGUUUUUCAUUCUCGCCACUUGGAUCGUCGCGAUGGCUAUUUUCUCUCCAGAGCUCUUCGCCAACAAAGUUGUUGAAUAUCCAGAAAAGCUGGUUUGUAAGCGGCAUUGGAAUGAAGUUUUUGGAGAGUCCUCAUCCUAUGAGUAUUACCUCGUGUCCUAUAUUGUUUUAGUCACUUUUAUUCCGUCGGUGUUGAUAGCCAUACUUUACAUUACCAUCUAUCUAAAGCUCAAGUCACAGAAGAUUCCAGGCGAGCAAUCAGCCAACGCUGAACAACAACGCCAGCAAAGGGAGCGAAAUGUGCUAAAGAUGGCGAUUGCUAUAAUGUUAGGGUUUGCGGUGUGCUGGCUGCCCAUCUCCGUCUACUGUUUUUUUUUCUUCCCACCAUCACAUCCCACCAUCACAUCGCCGAAUUGUGGCGUCCGAUACCUUCAAUAUGUCAUCAUUUUAAUGGCUUUGGCAAAUUCUGCCAUAAAUCCUUGUAUCUGUUUUAUUUUCAGUGGAAAUUAUCGUAAAGAACUUAAGGCUCUCCUUAGAUAAAUAAUUUUGAGCAGCGCAGUAGCUCAUGAUACUUAUGUAAAGCAGAGAGGUUCGGUUUACCGAAAACUCUUAAAGAACGUUAAUUUCAAACUGCCUUUUAUUUGAUUCAACGUACACUAAGGCUUAAAGAAUCUUUGCAGAACGGUUCUAAACCUUUCUUUGGACACUAAGUCUACCACAACUUUAGAGUUUUUCUAUACACUCGAUUUGUAAUUUUAUUGACUUCAUAGGAUGUUUUCAGCAGUCCUAAACCGUGUAAAUAAUAUUUAUUGCUUUAUGCAGUUUGCUGUUCAAUGUACAGUUGAUACAUUUCUCAGACCGUUUUCUGACCGCUCGUUUGACGAUUUCUUUGCCAUCAUUUGUAGUUGUUUCGUAAAUUUACUAAUGUUCUUAAUGAUUAGGAAGCAAUAAAGUGUAUGAAUACUAUCUAGCGCUUUUCUUAAUUUGGAAGCAAUAAAGUGCGUGAAAACAUCAAUACAGUAUUGAAUAGUAAAGUACGGCCGAUUCCCAUUCCUCAGCCAUUUCUAUGUAAGAUCCUUUUUUUCAUAGCUCUCUCACAGUUUUAGUGAAAGCACCAUCCCUCGUUUUUUGUCUUUGUUUUACUCAUCAGUAUUUUAUGAGCUGCCUUGGUGCAGCACCAAAUCGUAACGUCCAAGUCUGAACCUAAUUCUGAAGACAAAAGGCAUAUGCAAUGGUUUAUAUACAUGCAAUCCCUUUCUUGGGAGACUAACUUGUAUAUUGAAGAAAACCUGGUGUUUGUCCUUCUGCUGAGCUCAUUAUGUAUUAGUCUGCCAACUGUUUCUGUAGUUUUCUUAAUGGCUCAUUGUCUAUACUUCGCUAGUAAGACUCAGCUCCUAAAACAAGUUAUGAGUCCCUUUUUUUUUCUUCUUCAGCUUUCUUUAAUUGCUGCAGGAUUACGCCUUCCAUUAUGGAGGUUUAACUUGGUAAUUUUUUGUCGUGGUUACUGUUUGUUUCAUUUAUAUUGAAUAUUUUUUUCCACGUUAAGAUCCAAAUGGUUUGUUGACUGAGUGGGUCGGGAAGCCAAGACGGGAAGCUUCUGUCGAUCGUUUGUAUGUUGUUAUCACCUGCAGUGUCCGGAGGUUUUCCCCUCGGACACGUACUUUCGUAUUUUAUGAAAUUUACGCUAUUAUUCACUUUAUAAGUCCUCAGCUUCGUUUUAACUUUCAUAAAUCCCUUCACUUUCAUUGAAACAAAAUAAACGCCCUCGCCUUUUUUCCUUCCUUUCUUUAUUGCCACUGUUCUUUAUGGAAACUCAAUUUGCAUUGGUAAUUGUACCCUGGAUAUUAUGUACAAAUGAAAAGUAUAAAAGAAUUUACACGACCCCUCUUUCCUUAUACGUGUUCCACCCAAUCACUUUACUCGAGGCCGAGAAAGCGAAGUGGUUGGCGACCAGCCACCCUCCCACCCAACGAGUAACUCGUCUUGAUCUAGCUGCUUGCUUCUAUUUUCGCCUGGUCUUAGCCUUGUCUCAGGCUAGAGCGAUUACCCAAAGCUUAUUACUAAGCCAUGAAUAACAAUACCCAUGGUAGAAAAUUACAUACACUAAGUUUGAUUCGACAUAACAGUAUUUAUAAGCUUGAUAGGCGCACCAAACUUAAUUUAUUCUGCAAACAAACCGUCAUGUGCACCAGCUCAAGAACCUGGGUCUCAAGAUAGUUAGCGUUUUCUUUCCAAAGUAAGAGAAUAUUCAUUAUUGUCAAAACUUAUGGAAGUUCUCCUCUGAGACACGUACUUUCGUAUAUUAUACGAUUUCUAGUGUGAUAUUUACUGUUCAUUUAUAAGACCAAAUGCCGAAUUCAUGUUUUAUUUUGUCUAGCGAACAAGUCUUAUGCGUUUGCCUGUGGAUACAAUCCCGCAAAGUAACUUAUGGAAAUCGUUUUAGGAAAUAAAAGGCGGCUCGGCACCUUUUAGCGGUUUUACCACUCCUUACCGAGUGAUGUUACAAUAUCGCUAUCACGCAUUUCCACAGUGUAGUUGUAGUUACCUUCCUGGUAUUAUAGGUUACCAUGGUAACAUUACAGCAUGUUAAAGACACUCUUAAUUUCAUCUCACUGUUCAAAAACCGUUUGGUGACCCCGCUUUUAUUGCUGAAUUGUAAAUAGCAUAAUAAUAAAAAGUUCCUCUGCAAUACUCUCCUGAAAUUGAAAUAUAUACACUUGCAUAUCUUCGCCAUUUCCGUUUGACUGGAGUGGCGGCAUUUUCGCUGGUGUAGUAGAAAGAAGAAAAAAAUCUAGGGCCAUGACAGCUAAGUUAGUUGGGAAGCAGUGCGGAAAAGGGGGAAAGAAAAAGUAGGAGAGGAACUUUGGGCGAGGAGCUCGACCGAGCCGCAAUCGCCCCUUCUUUUUUAUCUCGCCGUUUUAAAUUUGGCGCUACUUUCUUAGAAUCAAAAGCUUAGAAAAGGCUAAUCUAGAGCUUUCCACAAGGUGCUCGAGUUUUCCCAAAAAAGUUGCCCAGAAUUUCUCAUAAAGUUGCUCAAAAAUUGCUUAGAAAAGUCAAAAGUUGCUUUAUGUUACGAAAGUUGUUCCAAAAAAUAAACACCCCAAAAAACGAUUUUGUUGCUCCCUUAAUUCCUUUAUAUGGUCUGAUGCAAAAGUACAACAAAGGUAAGAUUUCUAAGCAUUUUGUGCAAUUUUACGGUGUAAACAACGUUGCUAAAUAACUUUGUCCUCAAUUAAACCCAAAAAAAUGUAUGAGUAAAGAUUACGCAUCAAUAUUAAUGUUAAUCUUGUAAAAAUUCUUCACCUGAGACGUUCGAAUCAGUCGAAUGUGAAAAAAAACCACUGACCUAAUUACCUGGCUGCAUGCGUCUUGCAUCUAUGAUCUGCCCCAGGGUGGAGGGGAUCUGAGUAAAUUGUCUACUGAAACAUUGUGAGAUAUGGAAGGAAGGCCAAUUUAAGCACUAAAAGCUGCUCCUAUUUCUCAGAAUGGAUAGAAAACUAGAAAUUGCUCAGAAUGCAUAAAGUUGCUCGAAACGAAAAAAGUUGCUCGAAAUACAAGAAAUUGCCUAAAAGUUGCCGACAAACUUUUGGAAAGCCCUAGGCUAAUCGACUGUACCUAUGCUGGCAGUCCGUGGAGCGAUUCAAAGAUAAAGAUAUUAUCUCUGAAGCUAGCUUUUAAUUACAACAUUUAUCCACUGCAUAGCGAUUUAUCCAAAAGAUAGCAUAAUCCGUUCUUUGAACAACCUGGCCCCGGGGUUACUGAGGUAGUAAGCUACAAGUACUAUAGGAGUUUGACAACUGAGAAUUCUACUUACACAGCUAGAGACUAAUUUAAGAGUUACUGCCUGAAAAUAUCGAGAAUGGCUGGCCAGGUUAGAAAUCCUGAAACUUUGC
This is a messenger RNA of Orbicella faveolata, 5891 nucleotides long. RefSeq names its product QRFP-like peptide receptor. Gene Ontology annotation, biological process: G protein-coupled receptor signaling pathway. NCBI's taxonomy places the organism in Eukaryota, Metazoa, Cnidaria, Anthozoa, Scleractinia, Merulinidae. The record is from RefSeq and is a predicted model, not a curated record. Gene Ontology annotation, molecular function: G protein-coupled receptor activity. Gene Ontology annotation, cellular component: plasma membrane.